This is a messenger RNA of Centropristis striata (black sea bass), 2734 nucleotides long. It is a transcript of the gene cdyl, whose product is annotated as chromodomain protein, Y-like. Gene Ontology annotation, molecular function: transcription corepressor activity. Gene Ontology annotation, cellular component: nucleus. Bases 314 to 1993 code for a protein of 559 amino acids. NCBI's taxonomy places the organism in Eukaryota, Metazoa, Chordata, Actinopteri, Perciformes, Serranidae. The record is from RefSeq and is a predicted model, not a curated record. The transcript is spliced from 7 exons.
UUUUAAUUAUUUUCACGGAUUUGAAGAGCUUGAAGUGUUUGUUGGUUCAUCUGAAUGAAGUUUUACUGACAAACUUUACAUCAGUGGGCCGGAGGGCUUUUAUUUUGAAGGCCGUCAGUGAGGCCGGAUGUUUCCGUACAGCAGGUGAGCUAACAGCUAACGGCUAACAGUUACCUGAGAUAAAGUGCGUCCCGUCCCGGUGCAGCUGACCCCGCGGACUGCAGCCGGCAGCGGACACUCACCUCCACCUGUCUCAUGCUGCCGCACGCCUGAAUAAGCUUCUGGAAGCUGCUCGUGCACGCGCACAGUCUCCAUGGCUACGGAAGAGUUCUACGAGGUGGAGCGUAUCGUGGACCGGAGGAAGAAUAAGAAGGGGAAGGUGGAGUACCUGGUCAGGUGGAGGGGGUACGGCUCGGAGGGGGACACCUGGGAGCCUGAGGGUCACCUGUCCACCUGUAUGAUCUACGUCCACGACUUUAACCGUCAGUACGGCGAGCGGCAGAGAGACGCCACCUUCUUGCGCUCCACCCGCAGCUCGCCCAGCCACCUGUCCAGCCCCGCCCACAGAUUGCCCUGCAGGUCCCCUGCCGCUGCUCGCAACAACCUCAGCGCAGGUUUCAGUGGCUGUGAGCAAGUGAGACCUCAGCUCCUCCCUGCCGGGCCGCCCCGCCCUGCCUCUGUCAGCUCCCUGCAGCCCUCGCCGGUUGCCAGGUUCAGCGGCAGCCUGAUGUCAGCGUCUCCGGUGGGCUCAGCCCGCCGCAGCGUGGACCUGUCCAAAACCGGCAUCAAGAUCCUGGUCCCCAAGAGUCCGAUCAACAGCCGGCUGGACUCGGAGGACUCGCACAGCGAGGCGGCUCACGGCCUGGAGGCCGGCGCUCAGGAGGCGCACCUGGUCCCCCCAGAGGUGGCGCUGCUGGAGAAGCCUGCCGGAGUCCAGCUGGGCCCUGGGGAGGAGAGGGCCCGCAUGGGGACCAGACCCCGCAGCCAGAACCCCCCCGCCCCGCCCCCAGGGCCCAUCACACCUGCUGCCAUGCGCUCCCUCAGCGGCACAGUCGACUCGCCAAUGAUGGAGGCCGUUGCCGCUAACGGGAUGUCGAGUGUGCAAAGCACCGUCACUGGGGCGACUGGUGCGCUGGGGAAGCGGCGGCUGGAGGAGCGUUCAGCCUUCGACAAACGUCUGCGGUUCAGCGUUCGGCAGACGGAGAGCGCCUACCGAUACCGCGACAUCGUGGUCAAGAAACAGGACGGGUUCACCCACAUCCUGCUGUCCACCAAGAGCUCCGAGAACAACACGCUGAACCCCGAGGUGAUGAAAGAGAUCCAGAGUGCCAUGGCGACCGCAGCGUCAGACGACAGUAAGCUGGUGUUACUCGGCGCAGUCGGCAGCGUGUUCUGCUGCGGCCUUGACUUCCUGUACUUCAUCAGGCGUCUGACAGACGACAGGAAGAAGGAGAGCAUCAAGAUGGCCGAAACCAUUAGGACCUUCGUCAACACUUUUGUCCAGUUCAGGAAGCCGAUCGUGGCGGCAGUAAACGGGCCGGCGCUCGGCCUUGGUGCUGCCAUCCUGCCGCUCUGCGACGUGGUGUGGGCCAAUGAGAAGGCGUGGUUCCAGACGCCAUAUGCCGCCUACGGCCAGACGCCCGACGCCUGCUCGACCUUCACCUUCCCCCGCAUCAUGGGCCUAGCCUCGGCUAAUGAGCUGCUGCUGAGUGGCAGGAAGCUGACAGCGCAGGAGGCGUGUUCGAAAGGUCUGGUGUCUCAGGUUCUCUGGCCGGGAACCUUCACACAGGAAGUGAUGCUGCGAGUCAAAGAGCUGGUGACAGUCGACUCGCUGGUUCUGCGGGAGUCCAAAGCUCUGAUGAGGAACACGAGCCGCGGCGCUCUGGAACAAGUGAACGAGCGCGAAUGUGAAGCCCUGAAGAGAGUCUGGGGCUCCUCGCAGGGAACCGACUCCAUUCUGCAGUACCUGCAGAGGAGGACCGAGCUCUGCUAGGACCUGGACCAGGAGCUGGAACAGGAACAGGAUUUGAACCAGGACCUGGACUAGGAUCUGAAUCAGGACUUGGACCUGGACCUGGAUGUGAACGAGGACCAGGAUCUGAACCAGGACAUGGACCGGGACCAGGACCUGGACUAGGAACUGAAUGGGAGCAGAACUCGGCAGCUCUGAGUUGGACAGGAAAGCGGUUCUGACGACAUUUAAAUUAUAAUCUCUGACGUUCUUUUCAUCGUCUGGUUCUCGCAUCUGAUCCAUGCUAAGCUAGGCUAACAGUUUCUCUCUGCUGCCAGUCUUUGAGCUAAGCUAGGCUUUCUUUUACCCCCUGCUUCCAGUAUUUGUGCUAAGCUAGGCUUACAGUUUCCCUCUGCUUCCAGUCUUUGUGCUAAGCUAUGCUAACAGGUUCCCCCUGCCUCUAGUCUUUGUGCUAAACUAGGCUAACAGUAGGACCUCUGUGAGAACGAGACGAUGUAUAAAAUGUUGGACUGUUCCUUUAAGUGGAGGUGACCUUUGACCUCUGAUGAAUUUCUACCUGGAGGAGGAAGAGGAAGUGAACUAAAGGUGACAUCAUAUUUCCUGUUUGGUCAUAAGACGAUGUUUCACAGAUCUUAUAACCAGGACCAGGACCAGGUCUGAGCAGGACCAGGGACACAUCUGAAUAAUUGUUUUUUAGUUUAAAAACUUUAAACUGAAAUUAAAUUGUAUUUUUCUGUCUGUAAAUCACUUCUUGUUGUCAGU